GGAGAAGUUUCACGAAGAGAAAUGGGGAUAAUGUUCAUCGUGUUUGGGUUUUUGGCUGUCUCUGUUCUGCCGUAUACAUCUGCAGAAAAUACAGAUACCAGCAUCACUGUGAUAGAAAUUGAAUGGAACGAACCCACCGUCAUAUCUUCACCCGGCUAUCCAUCCUCCUACUACGGCUCGAACCUCGACCUUACUUGGGUACUCAAGGCUCCAGAGGGUCACAUCCUUCAGAUACAUAUUCUAGAGCUGGCCCUAGAAACGAAAUACGACUACUUGUACAUUGGUUAUGGGCCUGGUCCCAAUAAACCUGGUUCUUGGGAGCUUCAGAAACUGACUGGGUAUAGCAAUUCCAGUGAACCCGCUACACCCGGUCACUCUAUGUGGGUCAGGUUCACCACAGAUGUCUCAACGGGUGAUAUUGGAUUCAGUCUUCGUGUCACAGCUAUACUAAACCCUGGAUGCAGCAGCGGUCAAGUGCAAUGUUCUAGUGGAAUGUGUAUCAACGAAUCGGCAAGUUGUGACGGAAAUAACGACUGUCUCGAUUUCUCAGAGGAGGAAUACUGUCCGUACUGCGAACAAGUUCAAUUUGAUAUAUGUAGACAGAACCUGGCCUACGAUUUGACUUUUUUCCCGAAUCGGAACGCAGAGACAGCAGACGCUGCAGCGGGAAGCUUUCCAGACAUGGCAGAUACUAUAUCAUCGUGCCAUGAUCACCUGUUCCCUAUCAUGUGCUCCGUUUACUAUCCGGAAUGCACCCAUAACGGCCCCACCCAUCGGGUUUGCUACUCCGACUGUUUGGCAGUCACUGAUGCCUGCAAGGCAUCCUUUGAGCAACUCCUCGACCGUCCAUGGCCCGUCAACUGUUCGAUGUUUACCGAUGAACAGGAGGAAGAUGGGAGCUGUUUUGGCCCUAUGGGAGAUCUUUUCGAUACCAAAAUAUGCGGGACACGCCCUGCAUACACACCAGAUCAAUACAGGGUUCUUGGUGGUACCAACGCACGCCCAGGGGAAUUCCCUUGGAUUGGUUCACUCCGCAUCGACGGAUUGAAAUUUGAAAGACGUUGGUGUGGGUCUACCCUGAUCAACUCUCAAUGGGUUAUUACCGCAGCUCACUGCGUUGAUUACUACGUCGAUCGUGUGGUUUUUGGGAACGCACAUUUGACGGAUGACUCCGACAACGAAGUAGCGAUUGAGGUGGCUGAUAUUUUCGUCCAUCCCGAGUACGACGUCUAUUGGCUCUACAACGACAUCGCUCUGAUACGACUUGCUGAACCGGUGACAUUUAGUGACUACGUCAGACCCGCGUGUCUGUCGGAAUCCUCGGAUGAACUCAAUGACUAUCGUCGCUGUCUCGUCGCUGGAUGGGCAACUAUACUGGAAGGCUCACCGUUGACAGAGAGCUUGAAAAAAGUAGUGGUGACCCUUCCUAACCAAGGCGGGUGCAAUUCUUCGUACCAGGAGACUCUGACAGAAGAAAUGAUAUGUGCUGAACUAGACCCAGGUGGAAUUGAUACUUGUCAGGGAGACAGCGGUGGGCCUUUGACCUGUGAGGGUGAUGAUGGUCGAUGGCAUCUGGUCGGACUAACAAGCUUUGGAGGAGGAUGCGCUGAAGAACGCUUGCCCGGCGUCUACACCAGAAUCUCAAAGUUCCAGUCAUUUAUUACAGCUGUGGUUUCAGGAGCAAUAACACCGGGUGUUACUGAAAUUACCCUUGAGCGUGCCGUCUCAGUGACCAUCACUUCUCCAAACUACCCUUCCAACUACAACAUCGGCGAUAACAUCGUCUGGAAGGUAUCGGCCCCUGUUGGACACAGCGUCAGGCUGGACAUCGUCCACAUCGCUACCAAAUUUAACGCCGACAUCUUGUUGGUGGGCGAUGGACUGACGCCCCUGAGUUACACAGAGCUUGCGAAGCUGACUGGCUAUGGGUUAAAUUCAACUGUGACGUCACAUGACCGCCAUAUGUGGCUCAAAUUCAAGAGUGACCCCUUUAACACUGACGUUGGAUUCAUGGCAACACUGAACGCUGUGGAUCCGAGAGAUGAUAAUCCUCUAAUCUUAGUGAAGGAGUCUACGGUCCAACAGCUCCACUCUCCAGACUUUUCUCUUGGUGCAAGCGACAGCGUGCACGAGAUUUGGCGGAUAAUGGCUCCUCAGGAUCACAGUGUGAGGGCGCGUUUCGACUUCUUUAACCUCGCCGACGGUUCUUUGCUUGCCGUGGGCUACGGCUCGAGUCCUUUAAGAUCCACAACCCUAGUGGAGUUGACUGGAAGUGAAUUGCCGGAAGAUAUUACCUCCCCCACUCGAGAAUUGUGGUUUAGAUUUGUGUCGGAUACUGGGGACUCCAGUAGAGCGAUCGGUUCGCUUAUUGGAAGUGGAUUCUUGGUGAAUCUAACAGCAGAAAGGACUGAAGAAUGUAACCCUUGCCAGAAUGGAGGAACAUGGUCAGGCAUCCAUGGAAGUUUCCAGUGCUUCUGUCCCGAAGGCUUCAAGGGGGAUUACUGUCAAACAGGUUAGGACAAGACAAAUGGACUCGAUACCCUCAAGACAUAGCACCAAGAAGAGAUAGCUAGACGAGAAUAUAAUCAUUCAGUAAGGCAGUGGUGUAGCGGGGGCCUCUGGCAUUACUGGGAUGGGCAGUAAUUUUAUUAGAUGGAUGUAAGUAUAAAUUGUCGAGGCUACCUACGGGGGGAACGAGGCAGGAUACUUUAUUUACUUCUUUUCACUUUUCCUUUCCCUUUCUCCCUUUCCUUUUUUUUUUUUGGUAUACAUCGUGCCCCUUGCAUCUACUUCAUAGGAGAGAUUGGUUCUUCAAAGUCAUGAAAAAAGAUAUUUAAUACGGGAAACGGGAUACAUGUGUAUAUUAAAUCUCUCUAUUUUGAAUAUUUACCACGUGACAAUGUGGCAGAUCUCUAAUUGGCUAAAAAUACUGAACCAUAACUUCAAUGAUAAUUUUUUUUCACGCUGUUUUUUAUAAUUGACAUUGAAUAGAACAUAUCAAACUAGUUUACCAAAUUCACAUGAGCUACAAUGAUGAAACUUGGUCAGGAUUUUUUAUUCAACACUGACGUUCAUACAAUAUAUUGCUUUUUCUAUUACGGUAAUGGGGUUUGGUCCUCUCAACAAUAUGUCAAAACAUCUGGAAUUUAAUAGAAAAUAUACGAGAUAAUACCAACAUUUUCUAUGUUUUUUUUUAAACAUAUCUUUUACAAGGUAUAUGUGCAUUAUUAUAGAUGAAAUAAAUCAAAUGAAAUAAUGAUGUAUUCCGGGGCCUACUAAACGCCCCUGUACUUUUUUGUAGCUCUGCUGGCUUCCAAAUACGUCGAAUUCCCCUAUACUUUUUGUUUGUAUUCUCUUAUAUAAAAAUUGUAUCUUAAAUGUUUCAUAUUUGUGGUGAUAGAGAAAUAUUUAUAACAUAUAUAAAAAAAAAUAGUAUCACUUUAUGUAGUCUAAUACAUUCGUCCUGCACUCGUUGUUUUGUUUUUAUGUUAAAGUCAGGUGAUGUUCAUCAAUACUGGGAAAAUUUGAUUUUUAUAACUUAUUUAUAGAGAGUAAUCUGAAAUACGAGUGUGGUGAAUGUACACUUCCUCCUUUUACAAUUUGAAUGUAUAUGGUUCAUGGUUCAUGUCCUUGACUUUGAAUCGGGAGGUUGAGGGUUCGAAUCUUUGCCGGAUGCGUACAAUGGCAUUUGACUAGGCAUUUGAUCAAUACUUGCCUCUCUCGACGUUACUAUGAACAUGGUACAUGUACGAGGAAAACGAUUACAUGUCGUUUUUGCGUUGUUUUUUUUAAACAAAGGCUCAUAUUCACAAGUAUGUCGAUGACACAUGAAUGUGUUAUCAAGCUUUAUUUUUUUGUGUACUGUUGCAUAUUUAACUAUACUCUCGAUCUAUUUUUCGUUAUUUCUUGACUUUGACAUAACCCCCUUGAUCCCUUUUCUUUUUGUUCUUCUUCUUUCCCCUCUGUACAUAUACAAAAUAUUCCUACUUGACCUCUGCACUCAGAGAGCAAUAACUCAUUGAUGUCUCGAUUUGGUGUCAGCUUGGGUUUGUCCAUAUUAGAUCACCCUCCCGUGGGAGGGUUGAUUUUUGCUCAUAUGAUACAUAUUUUCACACAUACGGUGAGUUUGUUAGCUCACCCGGUGUGAUGGGGAUGUGCGCAUCUUCGGGUAUACUUGUUGUAGUCAUCCAUGCUGUGGUCGAUGCAUCGUUGGGUAGUUGUUCUCUGAGAGUAU
Molecule: messenger RNA, 4234 nt
Organism: Strongylocentrotus purpuratus (purple sea urchin)
Lineage: Eukaryota; Metazoa; Echinodermata; Echinoidea; Camarodonta; Strongylocentrotidae
Product: ovochymase-2
Exons: 13
Coding region: 22-2517 (831 amino acids)
Biological process (GO): proteolysis
Molecular function (GO): protein binding; calcium ion binding; serine-type endopeptidase activity
Source: RefSeq, a predicted model, not a curated record